ACCCAAUCGCCAGCCAGCACUCCUCACCCCGCGCCCAUCACCCUCCCCCUGUCGAUGACGACACUCUCGAGAUCGAAUCGCCGCAGCACAGCACACCACAGGGGCAUUGACACGGGGAAGCGGUCGGAGAGCGGAUGAGUCCGAUCAGCAGCAGAUGGCUCGGUCGUCCACACAGUGAUGUAGCCAUUUCCGACCCUCAGAUGGGUAGCGACGGUCUCGCCGAAUCGCCAGCCGCUCACAAUCACACGACGACAGUCCCCCGCAUCAGCAAAAUUCAGACUGCCCCGGUCGUAGCGGUAGCCGACAGCGAUGCCCUGAUCCUCCGUGAUGUUGUCUGUCCUCAGCAGGCGGCCAUAGCGUGGGUCGUCACGGCCGAUGUGUGCUUCAAGCACCAGCCUGUGAUCCACUCCCUCUUCAUCCGACCACCAGAAGAGCAGCGAGUCAAUCAGGAACGCCGAGAAUGAGACGAAGAGAUUGCCGCCGCAUCGGAUGACGGGGUCGGUCCGCUUGUAGCCUUCGGCAUACGGAUGGCCGCCCGGCAGCUCACCCAAUGACACCACACGAAAGGUCCACACAUUGCCAAUCCGAUAGGCCCCAUUGUCGGCUGGCUGCAGCGCCAGGCUGUGUGUGUUGUAUGUGAGCAGGUGGCCGAUGAUUUUGUAGAUGGCCAUAGUCAGGGGCAGCUGGUGGAAGGCCGUUGAUGCGGGCAGUGCGUCGGCCGAUAAACGGAGAGGCCGAGUCGCAUUGAGAGGGGUGAGCCGGUAGAUGAAGGCCAGCCAAAAGAACCGCCCCAUCGCCCGCCACUCCUCGCCACUGCCCCGCUCCAGCACAUAGACCGCCUUCAAGCCGGCCUCCACAUCACCGCCAAUGUCGAAGGCCAACACGUCCGCCAGGCCUCUUUGACUGAGGGCCUUGUCGAUGUGCUGCUGGACGGCGUUGAGCAGGGUGCUGUUGACGGUCUCCGCAGUGUGGCCCAGCAGCUCCUGUUGCCGAGUGCGGGUGGCGAGCUGCGAGCGGAGAGCGGCUCGUCUGGCAUAGUCAGUCGCCAUGGCCAUGGCGGCCAUCUUGCUGAUGGGCAAUGACAGGUCAAAGAGGUCGGCGGGCUGGAAGAGGGCAGGGCCGGCGGGACGGGACGAGGGCGCCGCACCAGUGGGCUGCAUCGGGAGUGUCCUGAGGUCUCAGCGUGGCGUCACACAAGAGAUCUGCAGCCACACACAACAGACACACGGAGAGGGAUCGGUUUGCAGCAUUUCGAUGCUUCAUCUGUCUCUCUCGCUGCCCUCUCACCUCCAAUGAGUGUCUUGAGAGCGAAAACGUCCAAUCCACUGAUG
This is a messenger RNA of Vitrella brassicaformis, 1331 nucleotides long. The record is from the annotation of a GenBank genome assembly. NCBI's taxonomy places the organism in Eukaryota, Vitrellaceae.